GUUUUUUCUGAAGAUUUCAUCUUUGCAUCAUCUUCGAGAGGAUCCAUCUGUGCAUUUAAGCUAUCUGAUGAUCAGCUUGAGACCCUGCACACUUGGGAAAAUGCUCAUUCAUUUGGUGGCGGGACCGCCUCUACUACUGGCAUAUCUGUUAAAGGAGACAACCUUGCAAGCGUCGGAGAAGAUGGAAGAUUGUGCAUUUUUAACAUCAAUACCAAACAAAAUAUCAAGGAAAUUGGUACUUUGAUUACAUUUUCUGUUGUCAAAAACGUUGCNCUGUGGGAUUUGAGAAAUCCUUCUAAUACACCUAGUUGUUUGCUAAUUGUAUCUCGGGAACAGAAAACUGUAACUUGCUUGAAUACACAUCCAACUCAGCCUCAUAUUUUGGCCACUGGAUAUGAGGAUGGAUCACUUUGCAUGUGGGAUAUGAGACACGAGAAGAAGCCGAUGUCACUCAUGGAAGCUCACACGGCGGCUGUGUCAGAACUGCUGUUCCAUCCAAUUAAUCCAGAUUUCCUCUAUACCUCAUCUAUAGAUGGUACAUUGUGGCAAUGGGAUUCAACCAAAAUGAAGAAUAACUUGACUGCUGUGAAAACAGUAAAAAAUCCUAAUGUCG
Molecule: messenger RNA, 613 nt
Organism: Parasteatoda tepidariorum (common house spider)
Lineage: Eukaryota; Metazoa; Arthropoda; Arachnida; Araneae; Theridiidae
Gene: Nup43
Product: nucleoporin 43
Cellular component (GO): nuclear pore outer ring
Molecular function (GO): protein binding
Source: RefSeq, a predicted model, not a curated record